Messenger RNA from Cuculus canorus (common cuckoo), 2492 nucleotides. It is a transcript of the gene RCL1, whose product is annotated as RNA terminal phosphate cyclase like 1. The record is from RefSeq and is a predicted model, not a curated record. Gene Ontology annotation, biological process: endonucleolytic cleavage of tricistronic rRNA transcript (SSU-rRNA, 5.8S rRNA, LSU-rRNA); ribosome biogenesis. Gene Ontology annotation, cellular component: nucleolus. Gene Ontology annotation, molecular function: RNA endonuclease activity. NCBI's taxonomy places the organism in Eukaryota, Metazoa, Chordata, Aves, Cuculiformes, Cuculidae. The transcript is spliced from 9 exons. Bases 29 to 1162 code for a protein of 377 amino acids.
GCUUCCGGCGCGCACGUGGUGCGGCGGCAUGGCGGGCGGCGCGGCUGGCGAGGGGCUGUGCCUCAGCUUCGCGGGGUGCAACUUCCUGCGGCAGCGGCUGGUGCUGGCCACGCUCAGCGGGCGGCCGGUGAAGAUCCGAAAGAUCCGCGCCAAGGACGAGGACCCGGGGCUGCGCGAUUUUGAAGCAAGUUUUAUUCGCCUGAUUGACAAAGUAACCAAUGGCUCUCGGAUUGAAAUAAACCAGACAGGUACUACCUUGUAUUAUCAACCUGGUCUUCUAUAUGGAGGCUCAUUGGAACAUGACUGCAGUCCCAGUCGUAGCAUUGGCUACUACUUGGAAAGUCUGCUCUGCCUGGCACCUUUCAUGAAACAUCCGUUGAAGAUUGUCCUGAGGGGAGUAACGAAUGAUCAAGUCGAUCCUUCGGUUGAUGUCCUUAAGGCGACAGCUCUACCCCUACUGAAGAGGUUUGGAAUUGAUGGUGAAAGUCUGGAAAUCAAAAUCAACCGGAGAGGAAUGCCUCCCAAAGGGGGUGGAGAGGUAGUGUUUACUUGCCCACUGAGAAAGGUUUUGCAGCCUAUUCAGUUCACAGACCCUGGCAAGAUCAAGCGCAUCAGAGGAACUGCAUACUCUGUCAGAGUGUCGCCACAGAUGGCAAAUAGAAUGGUGGAAUCUGCAAGGAGCAUCCUGAAUAAAUUCCUCCCCGACAUCUAUAUCUACACAGAUCAUAUGAAGGGGGUCAGCUCUGGAAAAUCACCAGGUUUUGGCAUGUGCCUUACUGCAGAAACCAUCAAUGGAACCAUUCUCAGUGCUGAGCUAGCCUCAAACCCUCAGGGCCAGGGAACAGCUGUGCUUCCCGAGGAGCUUGGCCAGAACUGUGCUAAGCUGUUGCUUGAGGAGGUCUACAGGGGAGGCUGUGUAGAUUCAACAAAUCAGAGCCUUGCUUUGCUUCUCAUGACCCUUGGACAACGGGAUGUUUCCAAAGUCCUGUUAGGACCUCUCUCGCCUUACACAAUUGAAUUUCUGCGACACCUCAGAAGCUUCUUCCAGAUCAUGUUUAAAAUUGAAACAAAGAACCCUGAGGAGGAGCACAUGGGCGGGGAGAAAGUCUUAAUGACAUGUGUUGGCACUGGAUUUUCCAACCUUAGCAAAACUAUAAGAUAAGAAACAUCUGCAGGCUUCAUGACAUAGGGUGGCAGAAAACACUGAUAAAACCUGCCUUUCUUUAUUCUUAUUCCAGUACAGAGAAACCAUUGAGGAUUCCAGUGCAGAGGUACCCAAGCUCGCUGCUUUCAGACAAUAAAGCUGACUUGAGCCAGUUUAGACCUGUGCUGUUUAUAAAUUCAGUGUCAGUAUUCUGUUCCACAUGGAAUGGGUGGCAGGAAUCUCGGUUGGCUUGGGACUCUGCACUGUAUUCUACCGCAUGGGACACAAGUGCCUCUUAUGUCCCUGUGCCCUGAAGCCUUAAUGCAGUGGGUGUUCUAGUUUUCAUAUCUACAGUCCUCACUCUUAGCUUUUUCUGAAAGGUUUAGAUAGAGAGGGAAAACAAGAUUGACCUGGAUGAGCUUUGCAGUGCAAAUCAAAUGAUCACAACAGAAACUUCAGAUUCUUGAGGUAAUUGCAGAGACAGUAUUGGCAUGGAAAUAAAGGUAAAGGUGUAGUGGUUUUAUUUAUACAUUGCAUGUAUUUAAUUUUUGUGGAAUGCUUCACUCCUGCUUAUGUUGACUAAAUUAGUUCCAGAGGAAGAAAACAGUUACCUGUCUUUUAAUUUUCAUUAACGUUAGAAUCCUGUAGAAGAGAGCACAGCCCACACUGACUUGUUUUAGCCUCCUCUGCACAGAAGGGCAUGAGAGAAGAAGCCUCCUUGGCAGUUUUUGACUUCAACUUAUAGUACAUAUUAUUUUUAGGUUUGUUCAGAAUGCCACACACUGCAGUCCACAACUGGUUUUGAAAGGCAGCAAAAUUAAAAGCAACAUAGGCUUUGAGGGAGAAAAACAUACUCAGUUUAUACCAUCACAUUUUGUGCAAGUGUUCCAUUUUGAAAGAGGAGGUUAUGGUGUAUGGGCACUGCUCAGGUGGACAGGUGCAAAAAAAUUUUACCAAGAUAUAAAUAUUUACUGAAGAAAGGGUUUUGGUAGAUUCCAGGCAAACCUGCUGAAGUUGAUGCUGCACUCUUGACACAAAUUUAUACCUGACUUCAUACUGCACUCAGUGUGUCCGCAGUAAAGUAAAACCAUAUCAAAAACUGGUAUAUAUAGAGAGAAAGCCGGUACUAGUGACUGUGUUAUAAUAGUCUUACAAACUUUAUCUAAUGCCACUGUAAAGUGGGCAUUACCUCUGUAAUGUGAAAAAUGUAUAUUGGACCCAAAAGGACUUUGACAAAAAGUUAAAUAUUUGAUUAGUGUUUUAUUAACUAUUGCAGGCUUUGUGAGUCAUUUUUGUACUGUACUUUAUUCUUGUUGCAAUCUGUCUAAACGUGUUUUGGAAAAAUAAA